CCCGGCCGGGCGCGCCAGCCCCCGGACGUCUGCUCUCCGGGCGGAGUGCUCCUUCUCCUCCCGCGGUUUCCAGCUCCGUUCCUUCCCCGGGCUGGGAAGGGAGGCGGGAUUGAUCUUCGAUCGCGAAGAUGGCUGCUGGCUGCCUGCUGGCCUUGACUCUGACACUUUUCCAAUCUUUGCUGAUCCGCCCCUCGUCGGAGGAGCCGUUCCCUUCGGCCAUCACUAUCAAGUCAUGGGUGGAUAAGAUGCAAGAAGACCUCGUCACACUGGCGAAAACAGCAAGUGGAGUCACCCAACUUGUUGAUAUUUAUGAGAAAUACCAAGAUUUGUAUACUGUGGAACCAAAUAAUGCACGCCAGCUGGUGGAAAUUGCAGCUAGGGAUAUUGAAAAACUUCUAAGCAACAGAUCUAAAGCCUUGGUGCGCCUGGCUUUGGAAGCGGAGAAAGUUCAAGCAGCCCAUCAGUGGAGGGAAGAUUUUGCAAGUAAUGAAGUUGUCUACUACAAUGCAAAGGACGAUCUCGAUACUGAAAAGAAUGACAGUGAGCCAGGCAGCCAGAGGAUAAAACCAGUUUUUAUCCAUGAUGCGAAUUUUGGACGACAAAUCUCCUAUCAGCAUGCAGCAGUGCACAUUCCCACCGACAUCUACGAGGGCUCAACAAUUGUGUUAAAUGAACUCAACUGGACAAGUGCCUUAGAUGAAGUUUUCAAAAAAAAUCGAGAUGAAGAUCCUUCAUUGUUGUGGCAGGUGUUUGGCAGUGCCACGGGCCUCGCCCGAUAUUACCCAGCUUCUCCAUGGGUUGAUAACAGCCGAACUCCAAACAAGAUUGACCUUUAUGAUGUACGCAGAAGACCAUGGUACAUCCAAGGAGCUGCAUCUCCUAAAGACAUGCUAAUUCUGGUUGAUGUGAGUGGCAGUGUUAGUGGAUUGACGCUUAAAUUGAUCCGAACAUCUGUCUCCGAAAUGUUGGAAACGCUCUCAGAUGACGAUUUUGUGAAUGUAGCUUCAUUUAACAGCAAUGCCCAGGAUGUAAGCUGUUUCCAGCACCUUGUACAAGCAAAUGUAAGAAACAAGAAAGUACUGAAAGAUGCCGUGAAUAAUAUCACAGCAAAAGGAAUCACAGAUUAUAAGAAGGGCUUUAGCUUUGCUUUUGAGCAGCUGCUUAAUUAUAAUGUUUCCAGAGCUAACUGCAAUAAGAUUAUCAUGUUGUUUACGGAUGGAGGAGAAGAGAGAGCCCAGGAGAUAUUUACCAAAUACAACAAAGACAGAAAAGUACGUGUAUUCACAUUUUCAGUUGGUCAACAUAAUUAUGACAGAGGACCUAUUCAAUGGAUGGCCUGUGAAAAUAAAGGUUAUUAUUAUGAAAUUCCUUCCAUUGGAGCAAUAAGAAUCAAUACUCAGGAAUAUUUGGAUGUUCUGGGAAGACCAAUGGUUUUAGCAGGAGACAAAGCUAAGCAAGUCCAGUGGACAAAUGUGUACCUGGAUGCACUGGAACUGGGACUUGUCAUUACUGGAACUCUUCCGGUCUUCAAUAUAACUGGCCAAGUUGAAAAUAAGACAAACUUAAAGAACCAGCUGAUUCUUGGUGUGAUGGGAGUUGAUGUGUCUUUGGAAGAUAUUAAAAGGCUAACACCACGUUUUACACUGUGCCCCAAUGGCUAUUAUUUUGCAAUUGACCCUAAUGGUUAUGUUUUAUUACAUCCAAAUCUUCAGCCAAAGCCUAUUGGUGUAGGUAUACCAACAAUUAAUUUAAGAAAAAGGAGGCCCAAUGUUCAGAACCCCAAAUCUCAGGAGCCAGUAACUUUGGAUUUCCUUGAUGCAGAAUUAGAGAAUGAUAUUAAAGUGGAGAUUCGCAAUAAAAUGAUAGAUGGAGAAAGUGGAGAAAAAACAUUCAGAACGCUGGUUAAAUCUCAAGAUGAGAGAUAUAUUGACAAAGGAAACAGGACAUAUACCUGGACUGCUGUCAAUGGAACAGAUUACAGUUUGGCCUUGGUAUUACCAACCUACAGUUUUUACUAUAUAAAAGCCAAAAUAGAAGAGACAAUAACUCAGGCCAGAUAUUCAGAGACACUGAAGCCGGAUAAUUUUGAAGAAUCUGGCUAUACAUUCUUAGCACCAAGAGAUUACUGCAGUGACCUUAAAAUAUCAGAUAAUAACACCGAAUUUCUUUUAAAUUUCAAUGAGCUUAUUGAUAGAAAAACGCCAAACAAUCCAUCCUGUAACACGGAUUUGAUAAACCGAGUCUUGCUGGAUGCAGGUUUUACAAGUGAACUGGUCCAGAAUUAUUGGAGUAAGCAGAAAAACAUCAAGGGAGUGAAAGCACGGUUUGUUGUGACUGAUGGUGGGAUUACCAGAGUUUACCCCAAAGAGGCUGGAGAAAAUUGGCAAGAAAACCCAGAAACAUAUGAGGACAGCUUCUACAAAAGGAGUCUCGAUAAUGACAACUACGUUUUCACUGCUCCCCACUUUAACAAAAGUGGACCUGGUGCAUAUGAAUCAGGCAUUAUGGUAAGCAAAGCUGUAGAAAUAUAUAUCCAAGGAAAACUUCUUAAACCUGCAGUUGUUGGAAUUAAAAUUGAUGUAAAUUCCUGGAUAGAGAAUUUCACCAAAACAUCAAUCAGGGAUCCGUGUGCUGGUCCAGUUUGUGACUGCAAAAGAAACAGUGAUGUAAUGGAUUGUGUGAUUCUAGAUGAUGGUGGAUUUCUUUUAAUGGCAAAUCAUGAUGAUUAUACUAACCAGAUUGGAAGAUUUUUUGGAGAGAUUGAUCCAAGCUUGAUGAGACACCUGGUUAAUAUAUCAGUCUAUGCUUUUAACAAAUCCUACGAUUAUCAGUCAGUGUGUGAGCCUGGUGCUGCACCAAAACAAGGAGCAGGGCCUCGCUCGGCAUAUGUGCCAUCAAUAGCGGACAUAUUACACAUUGGCUGGUGGGCUACUGCUGCUGCCUGGUCUAUUCUACAGCAGUUUAUCCUGAGUUUGACCUUCCCACGACUUCUUGAGGCCGUUGAGAUGGAAGAUGAUGACUUUACAUCCCCUCUGUCGAAGCAGAGUUGCAUUACUGAACAAACGCAGUAUUUCUUUGAAAAUGAUAGUAAAUCAUUCAGUGGCGUAUUAGACUGUGGAAACUGUUCCAGAAUCUUCCAUGUAGAAAAACUUAUGAAUACCAAUUUAGUAUUCAUAAUGGUUGAAAGCAAAGGGACUUGUCCCUGUGACACACGGCUUCUCAUACAAGCAGAACAGACUUCUGAUGGUCCAGAUCCUUGUGAUAUGGUUAAGCAACCCAGAUACCGAAAAGGGCCUGAAGUCUGCUUUGAUAACAAUGACUUGGAGGAUUAUACCGAUUGUGGUGGCGCUUCUGGAUUAAAUCCUUCCCUGUGGUCCAUCAUUGGAAUCCAGUUUGUACUGCUUUGGCUUUUAUCUGGCAUCAGACACUGCCAGUUAUGAACUUCCAAAGCCAAAUCUGCAUAAUGAAACUCCAGACCCUGCCAAAACAUGAGUCCUCAAUUGCAUUAACAUAGGGUCAACCGUGGAAUCAGCAGAACAUUAGCUGGGCCCAUAACAUGGCAUAAAGCUAAGGCGUAGACUCACAAGGCACCCACUGGCUGCAUGUCAGGGUACCAGAUCCUUAAACUUGUAUGAAUGUUGCAUCAUCCAUGUAUAACAUCAAAGCAAAAUUCUAUACGUGCUUUACCAGGAAGUUCAAAAGUUUGUUGUUGCAUUGUUGGUGAUUACUUGUAAAAGGGCUCCCCACACAACUGUUUAUGAAUCAUACAAAUUGUCUUGAUUUUGACCUUGAAUUUGGACUUGCUGCAAUCCUUGUUCUUUAACCAAGAAAAUCUCUAGGGGGAAAAGAGAGUUAUU
Molossus molossus (Pallas's mastiff bat) is the source of this 3857-nucleotide messenger RNA. RefSeq names its product calcium voltage-gated channel auxiliary subunit alpha2delta 1 (gene CACNA2D1). Lineage: Eukaryota; Metazoa; Chordata; Mammalia; Chiroptera; Molossidae. Bases 129 to 3440 code for a protein of 1103 amino acids. Gene Ontology annotation, molecular function: voltage-gated calcium channel activity. The record is from RefSeq and is a predicted model, not a curated record. Gene Ontology annotation, cellular component: L-type voltage-gated calcium channel complex. The transcript is spliced from 39 exons.